GCCCUGUGGGCCGUAGCAAUUUUAUUGGCGCGGUCCUCUCCCCCUUUUCCCGGGGGUAGAGAUGUCUGGGCUUAGUCAAUCUGAGAUGGAAGGCUGCCAUAACCUGCUCGGCCUACUGGACAACGACGAGAUCAUGUCCUUGUGCGACACCGUCACCAACCGCCUGGUGCAGCCUAAGGACCGCCAAGGUGCUAUUCGCACAAUAAUAAUGUACAGUCAAAGUGUAGAAGAACUUCUGAGGCGUAGAAAAGUCCAUCGAGAAGUCAUAUUUAAGUACUUGGCAACACAAGGAGUUGUUAUACCUCCCUCUACCGAAAAACACAAUCUUAUCCAACAUGCAAAAGAAUACUGGGAAAAGUUAGCAAAGCUCAAACUGAAGGAAACAUCACAGCCUCUUAGAAAGAAAGAGGACAUCCGACUUUUUGAACAGCAGGAAAAAGAAGAUAAAAAAGCUGAAAAAGUCGAUUUUUGUCACCUAGGAAAAGAAUUUUGUCACUGGUUCUUUAAACUUCUCAAUUCUCAGAAUCCUUUAAUGGGACCACCUCAAGACGAAUGGGGGCCUCAACACUUCUGGAAUGAUGUCAAGCUUAGGUUUUAUUACCGCACAUCAGAGCAAAAUGUGAUAGACUACCAUGGAGCAGAUAUUGUGAGCCUUCGCUUGCUGUCACUAGUGAAAGAAGAAUUUCUUUAUCUCAGCCCCAACUUAGAUUCCCAUGGACUAAAAUGGUGCUCUUCUCCCCAUGGAUUGGUUAUGAUUGGAGUUGCAGGAACUGUCCACAGAGGAAACACGUGUUUGGGCAUUUUUGAACAAAUCUUUGGACUUAUCCGUUGUCCUUUUGUGGAAAAUACUUGGAAAAUCAAAUUUAUCAACCUACGAAUCAUUGGAGAAAGUUCCCUUGCUCCUGGAACAGUACCAAAACCUGCUGUUACAUUUGAACAGAGUGAUCUAGAGGCCUUUUAUAAUGUGACUGCAUCAUGUGGUAACACUGAAGUAAGCCCUAAUAUAACGCAGACAUUGGACAGUGGGAUUGAAGACCAGACCUUACGUAGUGGAAAUGAGGCAUGAACAAAGAGAACCCAGUUUAUCUAACCUGAACCAUUGACACUGUAUCAUCCUAAAAAAAUCUUUCUACAGAAGCUCUUCCAAAUACAUAGUAAUUUUUAAGUGAUUUCAGAUGUGAGAAUUGAUGUAUUUUAUUUGAAAUACCUUUCUCUACUAUACGCGUACAUAUUAUGUGAUUAUUUGCCUGUUUCUUCCUGAGUUGUAGUAAAUGUUUUGAGAACUUACUGCAGUUCAUCAAAUAAAUCCCACUUUAGAUGCUGUAGUUAACUGUGUACCUUAGAAAACAAGUGAUAUUUUCACUAUAGUAUCAUACCACUAUCUAUACUUCCCAUGUGGGAAAGGAUUAAGAGUGCUCAAGGCUUCCUUAAAUUACUCUUUGGCUUUUAUCUAAAUCCAGAUAAUGGAUAUUUUACAAAUGCAUCUCCUUUAUUCUUUUUUAAAAUUUUAAAUGUUGUAGAGAUAUUUAAUGUAAACUCAGAGUUUCCAUGUUAGAAAACGCAAAUGACACUCAUGCAACAAUCCAAUAAUUUAGCGGGGGAAGAAAAACUUACUCCUCUUUAAAUAUUUAUGGAAGAUUUCUCAAAGUUACUGCCCUUGUCCAAGCUAAAUUCUCUGAUAAUCAACAUGUUUUGUAUUAUUUUGGGCAAUGAUGACUGUUAAUCUUAAAACAGACCUUAUUUAGCCUUAAGUUAAUAGCAGUAUUGAGCUUUUAUUUUAACAACAUAAAGGAAAUACGCUGUUCAAAUUUUAAUGAGAUCCCUAUUUCUAACUUUUAAGUGAAUUAUUAUUGUUAUUCAUGAUCGAUCUUGACACACAUGACUGCCCCUUCCAGGAAAAACCCAUGAACUUAUAAUGUGGGUAUACAUACAUGCAUUCCACAUUUUAAUCUCAUUAAGAAUUAUCUCUAACUUGUGUUACUACGUCUGAGUUACAAGGUUGGAUUGAUGGUUUACUAAAACAAAUACUUCAAAAUUUAAAUUACUAAUAACCCAGCAACUAUAUGUUCAUCCUCGAUUUAGUUAAGAAAUUUUAAUUUAUAAAAGUACAUUUAGGAAUAAAAUUCCACCAGAAAGUACAAUGAUAUAUACAUUAAGUUUUAACGUAUGUCAUGAUCCUUUAGGGAGACUGAUACCAAUAUUGGAAGCAGGAGAAAAACACUCAUGUGUUUUGUGUGUUUAAUGAGAUUCCUCUUAUGAGGGAUGUAAAUUGGUAUGUCCAAAAAUCAGAAGUUAAUAAAGGAAGGAAACCUUUUUUGUCUGUGGAAGAGUAAUAUAUUGUUUAAAUUUAAUUUGCAAUUGUCUUUUGCUUAGUUUUAGACAUUUGACAAAAACAGCAAAUUUUACUGCUUCUAGUUAUAAAGAAAAUAACAGUUUGCAAAAUAGUUAUCCAUUGUAAUUUUAUAAUAUAGGUAGAUCAAAAGUCUUCAUCCUAUAUCUUUGCUUAGUGUGAAAUCUGAGAUUUAUCUUAUUUUUAGAUUUGAAGUAGGACUGAAAAAUAGACAUCUUGAGUAAAGGAUAAAAUUACAAAACAUCUCUUUUGUGUUACUGAUGUCAAGUGCUGCAGAAAUAUUACAGAUUCUCAGACUGGGUAGGGAUUUCCCCUAGUUCUCUUCUAUAUUGAAUUUGUAUAAAACUUGGGUUUUAUACAAAUUCAGUUUCUGCACAUAGUUUUAAUCAGUUUCUGAAAUUUGGAAUCUUAAAAAAAAUUGAUAUCUUGAUAGAUUUAAGACAGUAAUGGCAAACCUUUCAGUGCCCAAAGUACAACCCAGAGCCCAUUGUUUACAAAGUAACAGCACUGCAAUUAAACCUGAAUACUGAAGUUUUAAUUUAGAAAAAACAACUUCAAACAUUAAUAUCUUUUGUCUUAAAAACAACAUGUAUCAUAUGUUCACCCCCACUAAACUAUAAGGUUAGCGCUGUUUUAUUUUGGGUGACUUCCUGUAUCUCGGCACAUAGAACCUCAUGUUGGAAUGGAAGGAAAAAGAAGAUUGCAUAUUGAAAAAAAGCUUUUUUGUUUGAUUAUUUUCAGUACUGUUUUGUUUUGUUAUUUGGUCACAUAGUCUACAUUUUGAAUGUGGAUACACAGAAACUUUAAGGCCCUCAAAUAAUUCGAAUUUGGGAGUACUGUACUGGGGAUAGUUUUAAGAGCCCUAAGGUUACCCAAAAAAACAGAGGAGAUGCUUGAGGAAACAAUAUUCAGGAAGUAGAACCUGGUUGUGCAGCUUUGAGCUUAACUUAGCCCAUGAUAAUGGAAAAGCAAAAUGCAAGCACUGAACUGCUUUAUUCACACCCAUUAGUUGUUAUAUUAAGGACAUACAGAAACCUAGCUUUAGAUCUCUUUUGCUUUGUGUCAUUCAACUGACACUUGGAAAAUCUGAAAUGAAAGAAUACAACAUUCUACACAUAAUGUGUAAUAAUUAGGUGGUCAAACCCUGAAAUCACCUGUAUUUUUAUUUGCCCUAGGCUAAUUUGCCAUAAUUUUAAAAAGGCCUAAAUGGUUAAAUACAUUUUUUAAAAGUUUGCUGAUUUAAAAAAGAAUUGGAAACUAUGUUUUAAACGUGUUUGUUAUAGCUAGAUAGGUCAGAAAAAUGAAUGAACACUACUGUAAUAUUUUUCUUAGAUUCUGUCAUUUUAGAAUUAGAUGUUCUUUCCUUCAGUUCCCCCUUUUUUUUCUUUUGUGCUGAGUGGUGAACCAAGGACCUUGUACAAGCUAAGCAUGUACUGUACCACUCAGCUACACCCCUGUUUUUUUUAAAUUUGGGUUGUGGGGAAUAGUCAUCAAUCUUUUGAAAGACAAUUAUUGUGUUUUUUCUUAUCAGAAGAAAUAUAACAUAGUUUUUUAAUAUUUUAGUGAGUUCAUGGUUUUCCCCAGGGCACAUCAGAGUCCUUUAUGUCCCAUGUUCAAAAAAAUUGCUGUAAAAUUUCAUUUUAGCGGACACUCUUAAAACAUAUAUUUUUCAGUAGAGUACUAAAUUGAGAACAACAAAUCGUUCACUAGCAAAUCUUUUACAAUAAUUACAGUGUGACAUUUGUUUUUCAAACUAUGGUAAAUGUGAAGACAAAACCUACCAAAAUAUUUAGAAUUUUGACAAGAUAAAUUUAAUGACAAAUAAUAUGCUUUGAAGAAACUUAAGGUUAUAAAAAGUAUUCAAGAACUUUACAAAAAUUUUAAGAUUCUUAAUUUUACAGUGGUUUUGUAUUGGUUAUUCUGAUGAAGGGUUUUACUUUUUUUUUUUUUUUCUUCAGUGCCAAGAAUUGAGCUUAGGACCUUACACUUGAUAGGUGAUCGCUGUAGCGCUAAGCUCCCUGCCUUGAAGAAUUUUAAGAAUCCAAACAUGUCUUUGGUCUGUAUAUAUGAUCUUACCAUAAAUCACUCCUUCCCAUGUCUCCCUACUUCUUGUAACCAUUUUUAUAGCCUUAAUGUUUACCCAGUUUAGACACAGUUGCAGUACUGAGAGAUAAGAUAUUCUGAUUGUGGGUUCUCUUCAAGUUUAUUGGCCAUAUAUUUACUGUGUACUGUUGUAAGUCACAAAAUUAGGACAGUAAUGCAAAAAUUUAAUCCACUUUAUAGUUUGAGUUUAGGUUGAUUAAGGGAAGGAACUUUUUCUAAGCCCUUUGUGAAAGGAUUCAUAGAGGACCUUUUAUAUGACCAGGAAGAAGAAAAUUUUAUUGGAAUUUUAAAUAGCAAUGAAGCUCUAGCUAUAUCGUAUAAAUUUUACCAGUAUAAAAUACAAGGCAUUUGACAGAUCACUUUAGUUUUGGCAGGAAAUGUUUCCAAACUGUCAGCAUGUACUAGGUGCAUUUAACUUUCUUUUUCUAUUAUAAUUUUUAGCAGUGGUCUCAGUAAAAUGUAGAAUGUGACAUUUACUCUGAGUUUAAUGUGAUGUGUGAAACUAGUCAGGACUUUUUUGUAUUAGUCUUGAAAUAACUGACCUGGAGUUUGAUAAAUUCUGGAGUUGUAACCUGGAGUUGUAAAUUCUAUUUCCAGUAUUACUUUAAAAAUCACUUAGUGAAAUUUUUUAGUUUAGUAACUCUUUUUUUUAAAAUUUUUUAUUUAAAGAGAAAAAAAAUAGUAAAAGGGUACAAGUAAUAACAGAAUUUCAAGAAAAAAAUACAGUGAGAAAUCACUAGUUAAUAGAUUACAUAUUGUCGUCUUAGAAACAGUUGUCCAAAUUACAAAAUUAAAGCAUACAAAGUGGACAUUCAUACAGUGAGAUUGCAGACAGUUCUGUUCAAAGAUCCAACAAAAACUCGGUAGUUAGUAACUCUUUAUCUCCAGUUUGUAGAUACUUUAAAUCUCACAUACAAAAUUAAUUUACUUUGGAAUUAUUAAAUGUAAGAAUUGAAGGAAAUCACCUAUUGCCAACUCUAUUAUUUGUACAAAAAAUGGCUGCUGAAGAAAGCCUUAUUAUUGAAACAUUUGGUUUAUAGAAUUAUUGAGGUCUUACUAGGUUUUUGUGAAAAUGAAGAAACUAAAGAUCCAAAGGUAGGUGGCUAGUGUGCUAACUUCACAGAGUUUUGUUGUAAGGAUCACCUCUGACUUGUGGGGUUUUUAAUCUUACUUUUAAAAUUAUAAAGCUGGUGUUAUUUCUGGUACUUUCUUUCCAAUCUGGUGGCUAGUACUUUAUUUUACAAUAAACUACAGCUCGGUUUCUUCAUGUGUAAAAAUCUCUUUCUGAGAGCUAUGAUUUUUCCUGGUGUUGGAAUUGCAUACCUUCUUAGAAAUUCAAUUUUACUUUAAAAGCAAUUUUACUUUUAAAGGAUCUUACUGAGAAAGUUAUUUUCAUUAUUUUGCUUCCUUGUAAGCAGAGGUCAUUGAAAAACAUACUUUGUACUCAAAAUGUACAUGAAUACAUUUUAAGAAUGUGUGAGUAGGAUGUGUGUUUCUACCCAUGAUAUGAAUGUACUCUACAUCAUAUCUAUAAUGAAAAUGUGAACUUUAAAACAUUUUUAAUUAUUAGAAAUUCUAAAACUGUAAACUGAUUUUGUUAAACACUUUUUGACUUCUAUAGGUGCACAAUAUAUUUUCCAAGUUUUAGUCAAGAAAAAUACAAACUGGCUUGACAACCAAAUUAAAUAUUUAUCAGUGUAGAUGUUGCCCAAUUUAUGAUGAAUUAAUUUUUAAGCUUUGUAAUUCUUUGAAAGCAAUACACAAUCAGCAGUAACUACCUCAAAUUUUUAAUUUGGACUCCUCCAGGCUACCAAUAUAGAGCAACCAUUCUGUUACUCACUUUAUGUACAGUAUUUAUUUAAUAAAUUUCAUAAGGUGUUCGACAAUAUUAGAAAAAAGCUUUGCAUUAGAUUACUUUGCCCAAUUGUAGGCUAGUGUUAGUGUUCUGAGCAUGAUGGUUUUGAAAUACUAUUAAGAGUUUAUGGUAUAUUAACUUAAUACUAUUAAGAGAUUAUGGUAUAUUAAAUAUAUUUUGGAGUGAAGAUAUUUCUGUAAAGUUGAAAAAAGAUUAGUAAAAUAAUCAAAUAUGGGUAUUUGCUUCAAAAAAAUAAAGACCAGAAGUUGAAAAAUAUUUCAGACAGACAUUGGAUGGCUAAAGAUGUAGUUGAGCGGUAGUAUGUUUGUCUAGCAACCAUGAAGUCAUGGUUUCCAACCCCAGAACAAAGAAAAAACAAAAAGACUUUAUGGACUAAUGGCAGGUUUAGUAUAGAUUUACUCUGUAGGAAGCAUGGACAUAGAUGAUUACUGCUCCUAAACUCAUUGGAAAUUAUUCUAGGAAGUUUAAUGAGAACAUUUGUCUAGAAAAAGGGAAAUUUUGCUGUAGUUGAUUAAAAUAGAUCAGAUUUUGGAUUAUAGAAGCAAGAUAACAGAAAAUCCCGAGCAUUUAAGGACCUUGACCUUGGAACUGUCGGUAGAACAAUCAUAAAGUUACUGGACAUUAUUCAGAGAAUUAAGAGAAAUUCUGUGAAUUAAGAGAAAUUACAGAAUAGGCUAUCGUAGUUUUAAGAGCAACUGUAUGCUAGAGCAAGAUUAAGAAAAACAUUGAUUUUAUAUGAUGCAUCAAUGUUUUCUCCUAAACAUUCUUUCAACUUGGGAAAUACUUGUUGAGCAUUUAAUAUAUACCAGGCUUUUGUUGACAGAAAGUACUUGUAUUUUCAAAUACAAGUUUCUUCUAGUUUCUGAUGAUACUCUCACUUUGAUUUAUGUAAUUUUUUACUGUUUAAUAAAAAGUCUAUUUUAUUCCAA
Molecule: messenger RNA, 7258 nt
Organism: Cavia porcellus (domestic guinea pig)
Lineage: Eukaryota; Metazoa; Chordata; Mammalia; Rodentia; Caviidae
Gene: CUNH3orf38
Product: chromosome unknown C3orf38 homolog
Exons: 3
Coding region: 62-1066 (334 amino acids)
Source: RefSeq, a predicted model, not a curated record